UAUUGUUGUGACUUGUGAAAUUUAUUAAUUAAAUUAUAUAUAUAGGUUUUUUCUUCUUCUAUCAAUCUUCAUGUCAUCAAUAAGAGGAAGAGACACUUUAGAACUUGGUGGUGUGAUAAGUGAUGUGUUGGAUCCAUUCACAAGGUCUAUUAGCCUAAGUGUUGUUUACAACCAUAGGGAAGUUAUCAAUGGCACUAAUUUGAGGCCUUCACAAAUUACUAAUCAACCUAGGGUUGAGAUUGGAGGAAAUGGUCUUUCGACUUUUUACACUCUAAUUGUGGUGGAUCCUGAUGCUCCAAGUCCAAGCAACCCAAAUUUGAGGGAGUACCUACAUUGGUUGGUCACUGAUAUCCCAGCAACCACAGGAGUAACCUUUGGGAAUGAAGUUAUAUGUUAUGAGAGUCCAAGGCCUUCAAUGGGAAUCCAUAGAAUUGUUUUCUCUUUAUUUCGUCAAUUGGGCAGAGAAACUGUUUAUGCACCAAAUUGGCGUCAGAAUUUCAAUACAAGACAAUUUGCUGAACUCUACAAUCUUGGAUCACCUGUUGCUGCUGUUUACUUCAAUUGCCAAAGGGAAAAUGGAACCGGUGGUCGUCGUUGCGAAUAAUUAUAUAGCAGGAGCAAUCUCGAUUGCCGUACCAGAGAGGAGAGGAAUAUUAUAUAACAGGAGCAAUAUAAUCUCAAUCGUCGUAGACAAACGACGAUCUCUAAUU
This is a messenger RNA of Solanum tuberosum (potato), 710 nucleotides long. Its product is annotated as protein FLOWERING proteinUS T-like. Bases 71 to 604 code for a protein of 177 amino acids. The record is from RefSeq and is a predicted model, not a curated record. The transcript is spliced from 4 exons. NCBI's taxonomy places the organism in Eukaryota, Viridiplantae, Streptophyta, Magnoliopsida, Solanales, Solanaceae.